This is a messenger RNA of Bombyx mandarina (wild silkworm), 1770 nucleotides long. RefSeq names its product UDP-galactose transporter (gene Ugalt). Gene Ontology annotation, cellular component: Golgi membrane. NCBI's taxonomy places the organism in Eukaryota, Metazoa, Arthropoda, Insecta, Lepidoptera, Bombycidae. The record is from RefSeq and is a predicted model, not a curated record. Gene Ontology annotation, molecular function: pyrimidine nucleotide-sugar transmembrane transporter activity. Gene Ontology annotation, biological process: pyrimidine nucleotide-sugar transmembrane transport.
UCUAUGUGUUGUCAAAUCUGAAUCUCAAAUUGUGUCAAAGGAAAUCUCGUACUUCGUACUCAUCUAAUGUGUUUACAAAUUUCUUUAAAUACUUGAUGAAUCCAGUCAGAGAAGAGUUGGAACUAGAAGGUGCCCCGACUCCAGAGACAGAACUGAACCCUGAGCUGAACAUGGACAAUAUUUCAAAAAAAUCCCACAGCCAGUCACCAAACAAGAGAGUUAAAUUUGGUUACAUCAAAUAUGUCAGUUUAAUUGUGUUGACUGUUCAAAACGCAGCACUUGGACUUAGCAUGCGGCAUGCUAAAACAAGAGACGUAGAAGAGAAAUUUUCGUCGGCUGCUGCUGUGGUAAUGGCAGAAAUAGUAAAACUAGUCAUUUGCAUAUGUCUCGUAAUGCAUGAGUCUGGAGGAGUUAAAACAGGCGUCCAAUCUAUGUAUUCUACAGUUGUUUUAAAUAUUAAGGAUACAGUGCGUGUUUGUGUACCGUCAUUUUUAUACAUACUACAAAAUAACUUGCUUUACGUAUCGGCGGCUAAUUUAGAUGCGGCCACGUAUCAGGUAACAUAUCAAUUAAAAUUAUUGACAACAGCAUUUUUUGCUGUUAUUGUUUUAAAAAGGCAACUUAAGAAAUGGCAAUGGGGUGCCUUGGGUUUAUUAGCUGCUGGAGUUGCUGUCGUUCAGCUAUCUUCUACUGAUGCUAAAUCAUCGAAUUCUGAAGACAAGUUAAAGCAAUCCAAAUUAAUUGGAUUCGGUGCUGCUUUGGCAGCAUGUUUCAUAUCGGGAUUUGCUGGAAUUUACUUCGAAAAAGUUUUAAAGGAGUCCGAUAUUUCGGUAUGGAUGAGGAAUGUUCAACUCAGCUUAUUGUCACUACCGUUUGGAACUGGAACAUAUCUAAUACAAGAAGGAACUUUAAAUAAUAUGUUUAAAGGAUUUGACGGCUUCAUAUGGUAUUUGGUGAUCCUGCAAGCAGCGGGAGGUCUCAUUGUAGCCGUUGUAGUAAAAUAUGCUGAUAACAUACUAAAAGGUUUUGCGACGUCUGUUGCGAUCAUCAUUUCAUGUGUAGUCUCAAUGUAUCUUUUCAGUUUUGUUUUAACUGUUCAAUUUGCAUUUGGCACAGCCAUGGUUAUUGGUUCUAUAUUUCUUUAUGGUUAUGUUCCAAAAAAGCCAGUUCGUAGGACAUCGUUGAGUGUAUGAUAAAUACACGAAGAGCUCCAGUAAUAAACAGGGUCAGGUAUAUUAUGGUUUUGCUUGUAAAUAGUGCAAAUGUUUAGAAAUAGGGAAUAGGUACGCAUACAAAUUUUUUUAUUUACUGUUGUUUGUACAAAUGAGCAAUUGAAGUACAUAAACAAAGUGAAGUAAUUAUAAAAUUUAAAAUCCUACUUAACUUUGUGUUUAUUAUAGCUCAUUCUUCAGUUUACAGUUCCGACAUACCGCUACAAAAAAUAUCAAUAGUUACUAAGAUAUGUACCCAGUUAAUUACGCCCAUGCACGUCGACUGCUGGAUAUAAGCUUCCCCAAGGUUCGCCACAAUAAUCGAUCUUGCCCAACCUGCAUCCUACGGAUUCCCGCGACUUUAAAAUAUAUCGUCAGUCCACCUCAUAGGAGGCCUACUCACGCCGCGCUUUCUGGAGAACUUCUCGGCCCUAGCAACCAUCUGUUCUACAAGCCUGCCUACCUACCUGCCCACUGCCACUUCAAUCUUGCAAUUCUUCGGGCUGUCAGUUACCUUGAUUCUUCUGCGAAUCUCCUCAUUUCUGAUUCGAUUUCGCAG